CGAGAUAGGUACAAUGAGGAAGGGAGACGAGGCCGCGAGGAGGCCGACCGUGGACGUGCCUAUGAACGAGACGGACGAGAGAGGCGUAAUGACUUUGUGGAACCUGCGCGUAGGCUGCCUCCAGUUUGCUUCGGAUGCAAGGUACCGGGUCAUUACCGAAGUGAUUGCUGGAGAUUUUGGGCGGAUGCGGCGUCAAGAAGCCAGGGGGAUCGGGAUGGCUAUGCAUGCCCGGCAUAAUUUGACAAGCGUGGCCGCUCCGUAUCGCCUAGACGAAACUAUGGACCCCCAGCGCGCAGAUCACCAUAGACCUACUUCAAAACUGGAGGAGCUGGGUGAGAGUGUGGCUAGUCUGAAAGACUUCGUCGACAUGGAGAAAAUACGGCUUGGCGUUGCGUUGAGCAAAAUCCAGGAGGAUAUCAAGAACGAAGUUCGAAAGGUCGUUGAGAAAGGGAAGGUGAAGAUUGAAGAACCUUCCUCUUCCGGGACUGCAAGUGAGCCAAGUGAAGUUGAAGAGAUUACCGUUGGUACCGAGAACUUGGCAAUCACAGAAAAACGAAAGUGCGGGGAAGACACCCCUGUGGGAGACAGCCCGCCGAUCGUCACACCAGCGAUGAAGGCAAACCAACGAACGGGCAUGCUUCAGCUCCGCUUCUCGGAGCGUCUUCAACGAACAAGGACACGUGUCAUAAGGAAGUCGGCAAGGGCUUCGUCAGGAAAGGCCAUACCGGCCAUCAAGCCGCCAAUUCAGAAUCUCGCGAUGGAACGCUUGAUGUUCCUAGACCAAGUGAGGAGGGACUUGGCUACAGUGGACUGUGAGCAGCUUCGGGCAUAUUGCCGCGAAGAAGGCAUUACGUAUACGACGAAAGUGCAAGUCAUUUUCGACUUGGCUGACGCAAGGGCUCGCGCAAGGUUCGGUCCGGUUAUUCAGUCCGGAGUGGAUCCACGUGAUCCAGAAGGCCAUGAAGAAGAUAAGUCGUGUCAAGAGAGUUCGGGUCUUCCUUACCCACAUGUAAGAGGUCACGUGCAGUUUCGGUUACAUGAGCUUGGUGGUGUGCCAGGGUUGUUGGGCAAUGCGAAAAACAUCCCGAAACCACCUAGGGUGGAUCGGGUGCUCAGCCUGAGGAAGGAGUUGGAGUCUGCUUUUGACAACUGGACUAAUAUUAAGAAUCAGAAGGUGAAUUUUUCAAUGACUGAGUUAACAAUUUGUGUACAAGAUCGGCAGGAAGCCACCGUUUGCCUGGGGCAGAAUGAGGUCCGUGACUGGGGUAAGAAGCUGGAAGGAUUGGUGCUGACUCCUUUGGACCGUAAUCCCGAAGUUACAAUGGUGAUGUGCCCACGGCUGUACCAUGAAGGGAUGAUGAACUUAUUCAUCCGAAGUGAGGGUUAUUCUGUGGUGACUGAAGAUGCUGUUAAAGUCGUCCAGAAAAUGCAGAUGGAUCUGAAUACGGCUAACCUCAUGGAUUUUGCGAGAUGGAACAAAAAAGGAACGUUUGGGCAAGCUUAUGCUUUGCCCAAACACAAGGACCCAAACCGGUUUCGACCGAUUUGUCCUUCCUUCCUAGAACCUACGGCAAAAACCAGCAAAGUCGUCGCUAAAGCACUUAACCACUUGCUCUAUACCAUUCCUGCGGAUUGGCACUUUAACCUAAAAGACAUGAUGUCACUGACAAAGAAAGUGGAGAAAGGUAAUCAUCGGAUGAGCAGUUUUGGCGCUGAGAUUGUGGAAUCUAGAUCGUAUGAUAUCAAAGAUAUGAUGAGCUGUGCCACGUCAGCAGUGCCACGUCACAGUGCCAAGUCACAGUACCACGUCAGCAGUGCCACGUCACAGUGUCAGAUCAGCAGUGCCAAAUCAGCAGUGUCACGUCCGCAGUGUCAAAUCAGCAGUGCCACGUCCGCAGUGCCAGGUCACAUUGCCAUGUCAAACAUAGUGCCACAUAAGCAGUGUCACGUCAGACACAGUGCCACGUCAGCAGUGUCACGUCAGCAGUACCACGUCAGACGCAGUGCCACAUCAGCAGUGCCACGUAAGCAGCAUUGCCACGUCAGCAACAUGACGAGCCUGCCAGGCCAACUGGCCAAUGAGACCAUUGCCGCCUACAAGCAGCGUUGCCUGGCUCAGAUAGAGGCUGAGAAACAACGCCUGCUGGCAGUCGAGGCUGCCCGCAUACAAACUGAAGAGGCAGCAGCAGCAGAGAAACUGCGGUUACAGGCCGAUGCAGGAGCAGAUGCCCAGGCUCGCCGAAAAGAAGCCCAGGAUCUGCUGCAGCGGCAUGAAGCCAACAGCAUCGACAGACUCAAGUACUGGCAUUUUCAACCGAACGGCGACGACGCAACACCGAAAGAAAAGCACAAGGAGUUCCUCUCCAAACUCGUGACGCGGUUGUUGUAUGCUUGCAACUACCAAAGGUCAGAGUUGGAGAGACAGCACCGGGACCUGACGCAACAGCAUCAGCAAUUGGCGAAGCUCCGCCGCAUAGUGCAGAGCCACGAGGAUGCAACUCGGGCACUCAAUGCCCGAUUGUUGGACCUGGAACAGGCUGUACCAAGACCAGCUGCUGGAGCUUCCAGCAGCGCACCCUCAAGCCGCCAACUGGAGGACCGCGUUGACCACGUAGUGGCAAUGCUCGGCGACAUCAGCACCUUCGCUGCGCCGACCACCACCAUCAGCAGUCAGCUGCAUACAUUGAAGACCGAGGUCCAGAAGCUGCAGUCGACGAACGCGGACGACAAUCCGAAGAUGUACAAGAUGCCAACUUUCAACCUGGAGAGGUUCGACGACUACACGCAGCAGGAUCCCGUCCUCUGGUGGGAAGCAUUCACAACGCAACUCAGGAUUCUGCCAGUAGCCAAGCACGCGUACAUCGGCGCCUUGUUCCUGAACUCAAAGGGCGGAUGCCAGACCUGGUUGAGCCACCUGGCAACCUCCCACGGCGUCGACGUACCAGACUUGAAGGACAUAAUCACAUGGGAGGAACUAACACGGUUGUGGAAGAAGCGGUUCAUCGUCGACGAUGCGCCGACACUCGCCAUCAACCGUUUGUUCACCAUAUCACAAGGCAACACAGCAACACGGGACUGGCUCACGGAGUGGCAGAAGAUUGCGACUGUGCCCAAUCUAAACCUACCAUUCGAGCAUCUACGCCGUGAGUUCUACAACAGGUCUUGUGCGGCAUUGAGCCAGGCUCUUGGUGAUCGCGAGCAGUACUCAACCUUCGCGGAGAUCAUUGACAAAGCGAGGGAGAUCAUCAAGACCAACAGGUCAGCUGCACACGAGAAAUCAACAUGGCAGCCGACCUAUGUGAAGAAGGCACGAACUGGUCCGCGACAACAGCACUUCGCUGCAGUCCAGCAGGACAGUGGAGAUAACCCAGCAGCCACUCCAGCAUCAAGUGACGGAGAUCAGGUGGCUGUUGUCCAGCCGCGAAGCAACAACAAGUCCCGCAACAAUGGGAAGGCGAAAUCCGCAUCGCAGGCCKGAAAUGGACAGCCAGUACAAGUUCCAUGGGUCAAGUUCGGCUUGACCGAGGCGGAGUACAAAGUCUGCGGCCGCUACGGCAGCUGCUAUUGGUGCAACAACACCAAGCACAAGACCUCCCUGUGCCAAGAUCAGGGCAAGGAGGAUGURCGACCCCGCCUCAGCUCGGGAAACUGAGCUCCGCGGAAGGUCUGUUGCCCGUUUUCGUAAUUCCUUCAAAUCUGCAGUUAGGAACUUGAUCUUAGCCAAAUGGUUCAAAAUUAAGAAUAGCUCUCUAUCACCCCCGGAUGCACAAAAACUGCUCAGCAGCGGAUGGGCCUCUAGAGUUUCAAUGGAUUCAGUUCUUAGAAAAUAAACAGUUGGUUUUCUC
Molecule: messenger RNA, 3845 nt
Organism: Chara braunii
Lineage: Eukaryota; Viridiplantae; Streptophyta; Charophyceae; Charales; Characeae
Source: the annotation of a GenBank genome assembly